GGUAAUGGUAUUUCUCUGCAGCAAACACAACGACAGCAAACGUCGGUGUGGGAGAUCCUGCGAGAGAACCAAGAUGGUCCCAGCACCAGUUCAGGAACCUGGAAUCAAGGCGAUGAACUCAAGGCUGAACUGCAGCAUUAUGGCGGUAUCCUUAGAACAUCACGUCCUGCGUUCAACACGGAUCCAAUUCUUUGGUGGAGAGCGUAUAUGUUGGAAUUUCCUAUUCUUGCAGCUGCUGCUUUCAGUCAUCUGGCUACUCCAGCUACAACUGUAGACUGCCAGCGUUUGUUAAGUUUGGUAUCGGAAUCUCCAGCUGUCAGAGAACACAAUGGUCCAGUACGGAAAACCGACCGCUUGUUGUUAACCCUGAAGGCGCAUUUGCAUAAGGAUGUGAGCAGGUAA
Molecule: messenger RNA, 402 nt
Organism: Cylicostephanus goldi
Lineage: Eukaryota; Metazoa; Nematoda; Chromadorea; Rhabditida; Strongylidae
Source: the annotation of a GenBank genome assembly